AUGUGGAGGCGGGAAGGAACUGCAUCCCUUAUUCGGAGCAUCAGGGCGCGGCACUGCAUGGCAGCAGCGGCUCGCCGUGCGCUCCAUCGGCGAGGUGCAACCGACUGCAUUCAUCAGAAGGGUUUGGGUGGCGACGCACAUGGCCUAUUUGGCAGAAGCUGUAGCAGCUGGGCUCCUACAGGCCCUGGGGGAGUUCCUGAAGAUGGCGAAAAAGGGACAGAACGGCGGAACGGCAGACGUGCAAAAACACGUGAUUGUGUAAACAGUUCGAAUAACACAUCGUUUUGUACAGAGAUAAAUGCAGAAACGAAGACUCCAGAGGGAAGCGACAGGCCGUUCCUUCCAGCUGCAGUGAUUGAAGGGGAAAAACCAGCAGCCCCUAAUUGGGGCUUUGCCCCUAUCCCCUUCGUGGCUUCUGGCCGGUCGAUGCCUGGUCAGAGACUUCUGGCUUGCUCCCGCGAGGAUGUGGCAAUUCUGGCAAAAGCGGAGGCGAAGUACCCAUCACCACAAGAAGUGGAGGGGGGAAUAAUUGUUCGCAUUAUUGCUGCUAAAGAUGCUCAGAAAGUCACGUCCCCAGUACUGAGAGUCGUGAGAAACCGCCAGUAUGGUAUCCGCAAGGGUGAGAGGCUGCGUCUAGCUGUGGGCGGAGCCCUCUUUAGCGGUGUGUUGGCCGCACUCGGCUUUUGGCAGCUGCAGCGCAUGCAUGAGAAACAAGAGAUCAUUGAAUACAGAAGGAACCAUCUCUCCAGGCAGCCUAUCGUCAUCACUGCCUCCCCCUUCCCAUGGACGCUCAGUGCUGCCGCCCACGCCAAUGUUCGUGCAGGGAAGCGGAGCGAGGACCUUGCAGUAGAGCUCCCUAGGAGCAACACAGCAGAAUGGCAUAGGGAGCCAACGGCUGCUACACCAUCCACCAACCAGAGGCUUCCCGCAUUAGAAUCAGCAGAGUGCCAGCGCAGUAGCUCUCCUUCCGCGCAUCCUGAGCAAUCUGGUGAUGCUUAUGCCCAGAAGCCGCAGGAAGGAGCAAAAGAGUUGAGAGCGGCAGAAAGACGAACACAACGCAGCGGUCGCCUGCUUGCCAGGGCCUCUGCGGAGGAUGUGGAAGUAGCAGUAAGGGAGUGGGCGUACACCCCAGUGGUGCUCCACGGGGUUUUGGACAGCAGCACGGAACUGCUCGUGGGGCCACGUCCAGGAUUGGAAAUGGGGAAUCCUGGGUACUGCAUCGUUUCUCCGCUGCGGCUGCAGGAUGGCAGCGUCAUUCUUGUUAAUAAAGGGCACCUACCUUUCAAGCUCGCCCACCUGCCACCUUUCCCCAAAGCAGUCGAUGAAGAGAACAAACUACUUGCAAUAUUGCAAAGUCAUCAUUCACUGCAACGGCACAAGGCGACGGCUGAGCAGCAUGAGCAACUUGUAGCAUUACAGCAGCAGCGUAGUAAGGAGAAGUACGUGAACUAUGGCGCACAACAGUAUGUUGAGAAUUUGCAGCGGCUAGCCGGCAGUCGGAUGGAGCCCGUGAGCUCCGUGACAGUGAGAGGAGUACUAGAGCCUGGAGAAUUAGCGAAUUCGAGUUUCAAGGCGCUAAUGUUGAAGAACCGGCCUCACGAAGGCCAUUUCAAUGUGUUGCACCCAGGGGACCUAGUAGAGGCCACUCCAGGCAUUCCAAAUAGGAGAGAGGCAGCACUCCUCAUGGUUAAUGCCUACUCCAUAGUGUACGAUGAAGAUGUGCUAUACCCAGCGGCCAGCGUUGGAGGGGAGGUGAGGGUGGCGAAUCGGUUUAUGAGCUAUGAACAAAAGAAGAAGGAAGACUACCUGCUCUUCUACGCUGAUGAACACACGCAUUUCAACUACGCUUGUCAGUGGUUCCUCAUGGGACUCUGCACCGUCGCAAUGACUAUUUAUAAAAUUGUGGAAGUGUCCAAAUGGCGAUGGUAG
Molecule: messenger RNA, 1929 nt
Organism: Eimeria maxima
Lineage: Eukaryota; Apicomplexa; Conoidasida; Eucoccidiorida; Eimeriidae
Exons: 1
Coding region: 1-1929 (642 amino acids)
Cellular component (GO): membrane
Source: RefSeq, a predicted model, not a curated record